Ambispora leptoticha is the source of this 396-nucleotide messenger RNA. The record is from the annotation of a GenBank genome assembly. NCBI's taxonomy places the organism in Eukaryota, Fungi, Glomeromycota, Glomeromycetes, Archaeosporales, Ambisporaceae.
AUGACUGUGCCAAGAAACUUUAUGAAGAUAAUGAAAGAAAAUACAAAUAUUCAAAUAACAAAAAUUAAACAAAAAAUCCAGCAAUUAAUCAAUCAGACUACUGCCGAGAAUGAGGCUCAAAAAAAACUUCUCAAUUACUUAUUUAGAAAACUUGAUGAAUUAAAAGAGAUAGAAACCAUGGAAAGAUUAAAAGAAUAUGCGGGAGAAAGGAUAAGAGCAGGAGAAGCUGAAUUUAUUUGUGGCAUUGGUUCAGGAGACAUUCUUUUAAUCGGGGAUGGACAAAGAGAAGCAACCAUGAGUUUAAAUUUACAAACUAGUAAAAUAGAACCCGAUCCAGUCAAAGAGUUAUUAGAAAAACAUGGGUGGGAGGAUAAGGAAAAUAAUAAUGAGUUUUAA